This is a messenger RNA of Effrenium voratum, 1755 nucleotides long. NCBI's taxonomy places the organism in Eukaryota, Dinophyceae, Suessiales, Symbiodiniaceae. The record is from the annotation of a GenBank genome assembly.
AUGGUCCCGGUUGGGCAGCCUCAGGCACCCAGCCACACCCCCCCGCCGCCGCCGGGGCAGCCGCCAGCGCCGCCACCGCCGCCCUCAGAUGUGGGCGUGCAGCUUGUCAGACUAGACGGGGUCGAGAUCUGCGGGGAUGAGCCGUGGUUUGCAGAUGCCGGUAUUCGGCGGCGCCUCCGGGAGUCUGUGGCAGAGGCUCACAAGGAGCAGAAGAUCCUCGUGGGUCCGCCGGCGGAUGAGGUCUUGCGGAUUUGCCCCGAUGACGGGCGCGUGCUGGGCGCGGGGGCAGUGCUGCGGCUCGGGGGCGCCCACCUGGGCGGCUACGGGGAGUCCGACAUCGCCUACGCCUACCGCCAGCUGUCACGCGCCUUGCACCCCGACAAGAAUCCGGACCUGGACAAAGCGCAGGCUGCUUUUCAUAGACUUUCAGAGGCUUCCGAAGAGCUUCGACAAGGGCUCCAGGAGCAGAGAAAUGCACUGAAGUUAAUUGUUGGAGUGAUGGGAGGCACAGCCACGGAGUCGAUGCUGGAACGGCCACAGGAGGCUCUCUUUGCCGAGGCCAGCAGACUCUUGUGUGCUGUGUGUGGCAUCGUCACCGAGGGGGAAGUGCCACAUGCGGCGCAGGCACGUGCGCAAAUGAAGUUUCAGCGUUCAUCGCGCAUGUUCUACAGUUGCCACAUGCAGACGCUCAUGACUGAAUGGUUCGAGAGAACACAUCUACUCGACCUAUACGCCAGCGUGCCAAUCAGGACAGCAUACGAUUGCGCGCCGAAGUGCUUCCGAGCACAGUUUCUGUGCUUGCUGAACAGGGCUGCCAUGGCGGAGGCAAAGCGAUUCAAUGACUGUGUGAGAGGCAGCUGGCCGAAGAUCAUGCAGACCUUCCCGGAGAUGGGGCUUUGGCGGGAGCUGCGGCAGGCUGUCCAUGCGCGGGUGUGGGACAGCAGCGGGGAGCCGCCGCCGAAGGAGCCUGUGCAAGAGGCAGCUCCAGACGCAAAGAGAAGCAGGAGCAGAAGCAGGAGGAGGAGCCGGAGCCGAAGCCGGCGCCGGCGGGACGACAAGAAGCGGGGCCGCGGGAAUGAUGAGAUUGAUGAUGGAAGACGCCACCGGGACGACACGGAUUGGUACGCGAAAAACCCCAUUGGCCGCCGUGGAAAGGGCCCGCUGGCUGAGCGCGAGCGAAAGCGCGACUUCGCGUGGGAUGCCCGCUGGACCGCCAGCGAUGAUGACGGGCAGAAGCCGACCAAGAAUGAGGAUGCUGUGGAAGAGGCGCCGCCAAGCCGAAACCCCCGUGAGGUCAUCAGCGCGCACCCCUCCGGGCACCGGGCCUGCAAGUGGGCGCGCAAGUGGCGCUCUGCGAUGGCCGCGGUGCUGCCCAGCGGCCUGGAUGAGGCUGUGCCCCUCACAGAUACGGAGGUUCGAAAGCUGGGGCUGCUGCUGUGGAAGGACGUUGUAUCGUGGGUGCAGAGAACCGACGCCAACCGGUACUUGGGCCUUUUCAGAGCAGACCAUCAGAAUGCGAAGACCUUCGGCUGGGAUGGCAAGGAGAUGCCCUCACGGGGCUUGGAGCCGGGCAGGGUUCCCCCGGAGUGGUCCUUUGUGCCAGUGACGGACCUCUUCCUUCUCGUGGGCGAAGGAUUGGUGGGAAUCACUACGGAAGGCAUCUUUGCGGACAAGACAAAGGGUCAAGGAAGACGAAGCCUAAAGGAAUGUUAUAAGAAGCGCGAGAAGGACACGGAGAAAGCUGCCAGGGCCUGA